AUGUUUGGUUGCUUUCAAUGUGGUGUUGAAGUUGCUACUACUUUGGUGUAUGAAGAGGAGUUUCACUUUGUGAUUGAAUGGAAGGAAGCUAUGCUUUUUGCAGCAAUUAAGCGACUCCAAGACAAUGGUGCCUCAUUUUUCGUUCUUGAUCUUAGGGAUAAUCUUGGUGGACUAGUACAGGCUGGAAUUGAAACUGCUAAGCUUUUUCUGACUGAAGGGGAGACGGUGGCUUAUACCGUCGGAAGGGAUCCUCAUUAUGUGAACAAUAUUGCCGCAGAAACUGCACCUCUUAUUUCAGCUCCUGUCAUUGUAUUGGUGAACAAUAGUACUGCUAGUGCAAGUGAAAUAGUUGCCACCGCUCUUCAUGAUAACUGUAAAGCUGUCCUUGUGGGGGAAAGGACUUUUGGCAAGGGCCUGAUUCAAUCUGUUUUUGAACUUCACGACGGAUCUGGCUUGGUUGUCACUGUCGGGAAGUAUGUCACACCAAACCACAUGGAUAUAAACGGCAAUGGAAUAGAGCCUGAUUUUCAUAAUUUUCCAGCUUGGAAUGAACCACGGUUUCACCCACAUUUGACUGUGACCAUUCCAGAAUUUAGGCCUGAAGGAGCGGAUGAUUUGAUCGGCUUGCCCAUCGAUUCUCAAACUCAGAGCUAA
This is a messenger RNA of Ilex paraguariensis (yerba mate), 654 nucleotides long. The record is from the annotation of a GenBank genome assembly. Lineage: Eukaryota; Viridiplantae; Streptophyta; Magnoliopsida; Aquifoliales; Aquifoliaceae.